AUGUCUUUGAAUGAUUUUGAUGUAAUUAGGAAAUUAGGUGAAGGUGCCUAUUCCAGUGUUUUUAAAGUUCGUAAAAUCAGCAAUGGUUAAGAUUAUGCUAUGAAAAAUAUUAAGAUGGGAAGUCUUUCUGCCAAAGAGCAAGAAAACGCUAUCAACGAAGUUAGGUUCCUUGCCUCUUUGAGCUCAUAAGAGAUCAUUGGAUAUAAAGAAGCAUUUUAUGAUGAAAAGACUGGACUCUUACAUAUAAUAAUGGAAUAUUGUGCGGGCGGUGACCUCUUAAACAAGAUUCGCAAUUUAAAGAAAAAGAACCAGUAUCUUGAUGAGAAGGUAGUUUGGCUGUAUAUAAUUUAGAUGAUUAAAGGUUUAAAGUGUUUACAUGAUUUAAAUAUCUUGCAUAGGGAUUUUAAGUGUGCCAACAUUAUGCUCACUCGUGAUCAUAAAAAUUUGAAGCUUGGAGAUUUAAAUGUCUCAAAAGUCGCUAAGAAAGGGAUGCUUUACACUUAGACUGGAACUCCUUAUUAUGCUUCUCCUGAAGUGUGGAGAGAUAAGCCUUAUAAUUCAAAAUCAGAUGUCUGGUCUCUUGGGUGUGUAAUCUACGAAUUGGUUUCUUUAAACCCACCAUUCAAGGCUCAAGAUAUGGAAGGCUUGUUUAAGAAAGUACAAAAAGGGUAAUAUGAUCCUAUCCCAUCUUGGUAUUCAUAAGAUUUAACUGACUUUCUGAGUUUGUGCUUGUAAGUAAAUCCAAAAAUGAGAUUAACAACUUCAGAAUUACUUGAAACACCUUACAUUUAAAGAAGACUCAACAUAGCCUAAGAAUUGAAUGUUGACUACAAUCCUUUUAAUUGUGAUGUAAAGUAGGAAUUGCUAAAGACUCUGAAGGUAGGGAGGAAUCUUAAAUAACUUAAUAACAUAUUGCCAGAGCCCUAAUAUGAGUCAACAGCUUCUUCAGAAAUGAAUUCUUUUAGCAAUGAAGCUAACUCAAAAAAUCCAAUUUCAACACAAAUCAGUGAUAGUUAAAUUAACAAUUAACUUAAUAGCCCACUUAGGCGCAACGAAUAACGAAAGCUCAGCUAACCACCAUCUUAAAAAAAUAUCUCUCCUGUAAUCCCAAAAAAGAGUAGCCAUUACAACGGAGUAUAUUCUUAGCAUAUGAUUCCUUCUUCUAGCAAUAUACCCUCAAUCAAUUAAAUUCAAUCAGAAAUGAAUUUAGAUGCUUAUGAGCAGCGCCACAAUCCCCACAUCAGCAAAGCUAGCAGAAGUAGAAGUAUUGAAAAUUUAAUAUAAAUGAAGCAUCCUAUGAGUUCUAAAGGUUCUUAAUAAAAUCUUUAAUUAGGAAAUCAUCGUUAUUAGCAAAGCAAAGAUACAAUUCCAACUCUCCCACCAAUAAAUGAAAAUAAGAGAAAUUUAAUUAAAUCUGUUUAAGAUAAUAUAUUAACAAAUAUCAAACCAGUUAAUUAUAAUAAAAACUAUGAUCAAGGAAGUAACAAUUCAUAUAUAUCAAAAAAUUAUAGUAACAAGUUAAUUAAUCCUAUCAGUAGCCAAAAUAAUAUAGUAAAUGGUAUUACAACAAGCGCUAACAGCAUCUCGAACACAAAUCUCUAGAGAGAUAAUAGUGUACUUCUUUUUGCUGGUAAAAAGCUCAUUUGA
Messenger RNA from Tetrahymena thermophila SB210, 1647 nucleotides. RefSeq names its product plant dual-specificity MAP kinase kinase family domain protein. Gene Ontology annotation, biological process: protein phosphorylation. The record is from RefSeq and is a predicted model, not a curated record. NCBI's taxonomy places the organism in Eukaryota, Ciliophora, Oligohymenophorea, Hymenostomatida, Tetrahymenidae. The transcript has a single exon. Gene Ontology annotation, molecular function: ATP binding; protein kinase activity.